AUGCCGUCCAAUAACUUACCGGCCGACCCAUUGAAGUUCGUUCUCCAAAUUACGGUAUUUAUUUUGCUGUUGGUACCGGGAAUUUUGUGGGCGUUAGUAAAAAAAUUCAUACCAGUGAAGCCGAAAUCCGUCAAAGGACAAGUCGUGUUGAUCACUGGUGCUGCUCGAGGAAUAGGUCGUGAACUCGCGACUAGGUUUGGUAAAUUGGGUGCAAAGGUCGCUUGCGUUGAUAUCGAUGAAUCGGGAAACUAUGAAACGGCUCAAAUAAUAAAAGAUUGCGGAGGCGUGGCCAUUAACUACAAAUGUGACGUUUCAAAAAAAGAUCAGAUCAAAAGUCUGCACUCGAAAGUUAAAGAAGAUUUAGGUCCGGUCGAUAUACUCGUCAACAAUGCUGGAAUUGUGUGGGGACAUUUGUACAUAGAUCCAUCAAAGGAUCAAUUUAUCCAGGACCAAAUCAAUGUUAACCUUAUGGCUCAUAUUUGGAUGAACAGAGAAAUUCUUCCAUCGAUGAUGGAAAGAAACAGUGGACAUAUCGUAGCUAUGUCUUCGAUGUCUUCAAUGGCCGGUGUAGCUAAUAUAUCCACGUAUACGGUUUCUAAAUGGGGUAUAAAUGGUAUGAUGGAAUGUUUGCAUAACGAGUUGAAACAAUUCAACUCUGAUGUAAAGACCACGAACAUAUUGCCAUAUUUCGUGAAAACCAACGAGAAAGUUUCGUCGUUUUUAGAUAUCAGAAUACCCGAAAUACCUACGCACGUUGCUGGUAGUCAAAUGAUGAAAGGAAUACUAGAAGAACAGAGAAUAUUCUCGGUUCCCGGUCACAUGCUCACUAUGGUACCAAUCAUUAGAAUGUUACCGGACAAUUUGCAAACGCUAUUCGACAACAUAUUUUACGUCAAAAUCCUUGGAGAACCCGCGGAUGAGCUACUUUUAAAUAAAUAUAAACGAUAAAACUAGUAUUUGAACUGAACUGUUAUUAAAUUAUAAAUUAUAUUAAUUUAUUUUUAAAUUACACUGUUUUAUUGUUAUUAUUCACAUUAAAAUAUAAUUGUAAUUUAUAAUUUGUAAA
Molecule: messenger RNA, 1066 nt
Organism: Rhopalosiphum maidis (corn leaf aphid)
Lineage: Eukaryota; Metazoa; Arthropoda; Insecta; Hemiptera; Aphididae
Product: short-chain dehydrogenase/reductase family 16C member 6-like
Exons: 6
Coding region: 1-948 (315 amino acids)
Cellular component (GO): lipid droplet
Molecular function (GO): oxidoreductase activity, acting on the CH-OH group of donors, NAD or NADP as acceptor
Source: RefSeq, a predicted model, not a curated record